This is a messenger RNA of Aspergillus puulaauensis, 1686 nucleotides long. RefSeq names its product DUF3176 domain-containing protein. The coding region runs from base 1 to 1686 and encodes 561 amino acids. The record is from RefSeq and is a predicted model, not a curated record. The transcript is spliced from 2 exons. NCBI's taxonomy places the organism in Eukaryota, Fungi, Ascomycota, Eurotiomycetes, Eurotiales, Aspergillaceae.
AUGAUGGCUCCGGAGAACAACAACGAGAAGCUUGCCCAGACAUCUGAGGUAGACACAGAGCCACGGAGGAAGGCCAGCACCGAGUACAAGCGGCAUCCAGUGUACUCCCCAAACGAAUGGCUUCUGGAAUCCAUCAGUUCGAUUGUGGCCCUUGGCCUCCUUAUUGGGAUCGCGAUCAUCUUCUGGUAUAUGGACAACAAGCCUCUCUCUGCCUGGCGGGGCCGCGUCUCUCUCAACGCGACAAUUUCCAUCCUGACAACUGCAUGCACCACCGCGCUGAUGCACGGAGUAAGCACAUUCAUAGGACAGUUGAAAUGGCUUCACUUCAAGAACGGGCCUCGCAAGCUGGCUGAGUUUGAAACAUUCGAUGGCGCAAGCCGCGGUGUCUGGGGGUCUAUUCUGAUGCUCACCACAGUCAAGUGGAAUUUGGCCACCAUCGGGGCAUUCAUAACCAUCUUGCGACUGGCGUUCUCGCCCUUCGCGCAGCAGGUUGUGUUGGUUGAGCAGCGAGAUGUCAUCACCCCAGACAAUGCCGCCACGUUCGGAUACUCGUACAGCUACAGUCGGGAUUUACGGGCGUCGCUGGCAAACUCUGGCAUUGACAGCAUCCCCCAGGAUCCCGGUAUGCAGUCCGCCGUCUUGCAGGGCUUGUAUAAAAUCGACACCUCAGAACCAUUCCGCUGCCCCGGGGCAUGUCGCUGGACCGACUCAUAUAUAUCCCUCGGGUUCAAGGCUGAGUGCAGCAAUGUCACUGAGACAGUAUUACAGUCGAGGAACUGUUUCGAUGACGAAGAUGGCUGGGAGGUAUGCAACAUGACGACGCCCGCCGGGCUCGGGCUUUCGACUCGCUACUCGGCGACCAGCGCAGUGACGACCUUCGCCCUGAAUGCAAGCUCACUGCUGAAUCCGCCCUCAGAGCAAGAACUGCCCGAUGUCUGGCCUGAAAUCACGCGAUUCGCAGUCUACAGAGCGACGUCCGACUACAAUUUCCUAGCGAACGACAUCAACGUCACGGACUGCUCUCUCUCCCUCACGGCCUAUGAGUACUCCGGCGCAAAGGCCAACGGUAGUGACUUCUUUGCGAGCAGGCGGGAGGUCGACUUCGGCGUAAAGAACCCCUGGGCCUAUAGGACCACUGCAGGUGGAGGAUUACUCGCGCGCAUGUACACCAACGAGACGACGGACGGUGAUGCCAGGAUUCCUGCUCUUGAAAUGAGCUACGCCAGCAUCUCCGCGGUGGAGACUUUCUUCACGUCUCCGGCAAUUCUCUCCCAGUGGGUCGAAGGGGCCUAUGUCAAUACAAACCCGGGUGUCGCCGCUGCGCUCUCUGGCGACGUAGACCUCACCGAGCGGUUCCGUGGGAUGGCAACUGCCAUGACGAACCAUCUGCGGUAUGGCCCAAACCCGCAGACUGCCUACGGAGACAAAGUCGAGAGUGUACCAUUUGUUUCCAUCCGUUGGGGCUAUUUUGUUGUUCCAAUUUUGACGGAGUCGUUCGCAAUUGCGUUUGCCAUCUUGAGCAUUUUCAACAAUCGCAGGAGCCGCGGUAUUCCCAUGUGGAAAUCGUCGACGCUGGCCGUCCUGGCCUGUCAGCUCGAGGAGAGACUUGGGCUCCUAAAGGCUACGGACAAGGGCCUUGUCGAAAUCCAGGCCGAGGCUGAGAAAGCCAGUGUACGGCUACAAUAA